Rhododendron vialii is the source of this 1047-nucleotide messenger RNA. RefSeq lists its product as uncharacterized. The record is from RefSeq and is a predicted model, not a curated record. Bases 89 to 553 code for a protein of 154 amino acids. The transcript has a single exon. Lineage: Eukaryota; Viridiplantae; Streptophyta; Magnoliopsida; Ericales; Ericaceae.
UUCAGUCCCCCUCUCUCUCUCCUCAUCCAACCCUUCAUCUCUCCCUCUCUCUCUCUCUCCAAAAGCACUAGCUUUCUCUCUCCCUAUCAUGGCAGAAACAGCACCCAAACGCCAAAGAGAAGAAACCCAUGGUUUCCCUGAAGAAAACGCAGACCCAAAACGCCAAAAAUCCUACGACCAAAUACUCUCUCUCCUCGAAGAAGAACAAGAACAAGAACCCAACCAAGAUUUCUCCUCCAUUCUCAAAACCCUCCAACGAGAACUCGACGACGACCCGUUUUCCGUACCCGGGUCCGAGACCGACCCGAACGGGAACAACCCGACCUGGAUGGGAGGGGAGGAGAAAGACGAGGCGGAGAGGUUCAUGAGACACUUACUGGAAGCGUCCGAUGAUGAGCUAGGGAUACCCCACAGAGUGGACGGUGGUGAUGGUGAGGGGAUGAAGGGUGAAGAUGAGAUCUCGUUUUGUGAUGGGCUUUGGGAUUUGGAAGAUGAGGCAGCGAAUUAUUAUUCGUUGAUGCAGUCUGAACUUUAUGUAGAUUUUUGGGAAUAAUUAUUAACACCAGUCACGUGGUACCAUAGGCCAUGGAACCAAAAUGUAUGGUGGUGGAAAGACCUCCGGCGAAACCACGUGGUGGUUUGAACGAGGGCCUACGUCAACUUGUGAUAUUGGAAGGGCUUAUGGCUUGGGAUGAUGUUUCGGGAGCAUUGAAUAAUUUAUAGAUUUUAAAAUUUUGGAAGUUUGAAAAGAAAAUAGUAGUAGGAAAAAGUAAGGCGUUUUGGGGGGAUUUAGUUUUUGGUCCCUUUCUUUUUGUAAAAAUUUGUCACUGUCCACGUCCCUUUUAUCUUUUAGAUUUGGAAUGUAGAAGAUAAAGGACAAGGGGUCUAAAAAAAUCCGUUACACGGAUUAAGAUCCGAGUUGUUGAUUAUCAAAAUGAACGAUCAGAACAGUAGCUUGGCAGCAUCACUGGGUCUUAAAAUCUGUACUCCAUUGUUCCAUUUUUCUAUCUUGAAAGCAAAAAUAUAGAGGGAAAAUGUUGAUUCUUA